Messenger RNA from Zasmidium cellare ATCC 36951, 693 nucleotides. RefSeq lists its product as uncharacterized. The record is from RefSeq and is a predicted model, not a curated record. Lineage: Eukaryota; Fungi; Ascomycota; Dothideomycetes; Mycosphaerellales; Mycosphaerellaceae. The coding region runs from base 1 to 693 and encodes 230 amino acids. The transcript has a single exon.
AUGUCCCCCCAAGAAGAAAAGAAACCCUUCCGCAUCCUCGCCCCCGUCUUCCCAGGCUUCAACAUCCUCGACCUGACAGGCCCAGCCGAAGUCUUCGGAAACUCACGUCUCGACCCCUCCACACGUUCGAUUCAAAUCGCCUCCUCCACACCAACGACAACUUCCCACGAGGGGAUCACCGUGAAUCGAGACAUCACCUACGAAGAACUGGAGAAGACGGGGUUGGAAGGAAAUGAUAUGCUCCUAGUCCCGGGCGCGGCGCCGCAGUUCGUGCUCGAGGCGAUCGAGAAGGAUACAGGGCUGAUGGAUGUGGUGAGGGGGUUUGCGGUUUUGGAGGGUGAGGGGAAGUGGUUAUUCUCCGUGUGCACGGGGGCGUUGUUCCUCGGCGCGGCGGGGUUGCUAGCGGGACGGACGGCGACGACGCAUUGGGCGUCGCUGGAUAUGUUGAAGGGGAUUUGUGAGAAGGCGGGAGGGACGGAGGUUGUGAGGAAGAGGUUUGUGGAUGGCGGGAGGAUGGAGGGGGGUGUGAGGGUUGUGAAUGCCGGUGGGGUUAGUUGUGGGAUUGAUGCGGCGCUUUGGAUUGUGAAGGAGAGGAUGGGGGUGGAGGUGGCGACGACGAUUGCGGGGCGGAUGGAUUAUGAGUGGAAGUUUGAAGGGGUGGAGAUGGAGGUUACGGAGGGAUAUGUUGUUUGA